AUGAACAACCAGGCGCGGGCCCCAGCCCCCUCCCCGGCCCGGACCUCGGGUUUGGUCCGGGCUUCGACCCCGGUUAGGCCCUCGAUCCCUGUCCGGUCCCCGACUCUGGGCCCGGCCUCAACCCCGGUCGGAACCCCGCUACCGGCUCCGGCCUCAGCCUCUGUCUGGACCCCGACCCUGGUCCCCUCUGCCCUGGUCCAUACCCCGACUCCGAUCCGGACCCAGAUUCCGGUCCGGACCUUGAUCCCAGUUCGGACCCCUACUCCUGUUCGGACCCUGACUCCUGUUCGGACCCUGACUCCUGUUCGGACCCCGAUCCCGGUCCCGGUCAGGACCCAAACCCCAAUCCCACGCCCGGUCCCGGUCCCAAUCCUGGCCGCUGUCCCUGCCUUGGAACCCUUCCCGAGCUCGGCCCCACCUUUGGAUCCGUCCCCAGAACCUGCUCCAGAGCUCACUUUGUCGCCUGAUAAGGAAUCUGCACCGAUGCCGAGUGUGAAGCGCGUCCUAUCAGUCACCAAAGAAAUCCGGCCCACUCAAGAGCUCUUUCCUGCGCUCACUCCAUCGGCCACUGAUGUACUCGGGCCCACUCUCGGAUCCACGCCGAGAGCGGAUCCAGUGGCCACCACGUUGACAGAGACCACUGCUGGACCUAUUCCCACGCCCAUCUCUUCAGCCACCUCUUUACCUAUUUCUGCCAACACAUUCGCCUCUACUAGCGAGUACUUCCAAGUUGACAACAAGAUCGUGAUUCGAGUGAACUACUGUGGCCUCUGAAGCUAUAGCCUUCGGUACAUUCUACUGAAAAAGAGUCUGGAUCAGCAAUUUCCAAAUUGUCUACUCUUUAUUUUGGACUUGCCAGCCUCCACAAUUGUGUGA
Hipposideros armiger (great roundleaf bat) is the source of this 876-nucleotide messenger RNA. RefSeq names its product selenoprotein V (gene SELENOV). Lineage: Eukaryota; Metazoa; Chordata; Mammalia; Chiroptera; Hipposideridae. Gene Ontology annotation, cellular component: cytosol. The record is from RefSeq and is a predicted model, not a curated record. The transcript has 4 exons.